Sinocyclocheilus anshuiensis is the source of this 3898-nucleotide messenger RNA. It is a transcript of the gene brsk2a, whose product is annotated as BR serine/threonine kinase 2a. The transcript has 20 exons. The record is from RefSeq and is a predicted model, not a curated record. Gene Ontology annotation, molecular function: protein serine/threonine kinase activity; ATP binding. Lineage: Eukaryota; Metazoa; Chordata; Actinopteri; Cypriniformes; Cyprinidae. Gene Ontology annotation, biological process: intracellular signal transduction; protein phosphorylation. Gene Ontology annotation, cellular component: cytoplasm.
GGCGGAUUCGCAGACCGGCCACUGGCGGACACAAGCUGUGUAGGUCUCCGCAAUGCCAGUCGGAUCUUAAGCCGCCCGGUUCACCCCGUGAGAAGGAAAGGUCAAAAGAGCCCUGUUCCCACCUCAACCACAGACUCUCGGUCCCAAACGGGCAGGAGAAACAAAAGCAGACAUCGUUCAGUUGGAGUAAAGCGCGUCCUCCGGUGCAGCGCAGCUAUAAGAGGGUUGCUGUAUCCCAAGAACUGCAACGCCGCCUGAAGUGUGUUUAGACGGGGAAAAUGUCAUUGUCUGGGAAAGAAAACAACACUACCCCUCAUGCCAAUUACGUGGGACCGUACCGCUUAGAAAAGACCCUCGGGAAAGGACAGACAGGUCUUGUAAAGCUCGGGGUCCACUGUGUCACAUGUCAGAAAGUCGCCAUAAAGAUUGUAAACCGAGAAAAGCUCAGUGAAUCCGUCUUAAUGAAGGUGGAGCGAGAGAUCGCCAUCUUGAAGCUAAUAGAACAUCCACAUGUAUUAAAGUUGCACGACGUCUACGAAAAUAAUAAAUAUUUGUAUUUGGUUUUAGAGCACGUGUCAGGUGGAGAGCUGUUUGACUAUCUGGUAAAGAAGGGCCGAUUAACACCCAAAGAAGCUCGAAAGUUCUUCAGACAGAUCAUCUCAGCUCUGGACUUCUGCCACAGUCACUCAAUAUGUCACAGGGACCUGAAGCCGGAGAACCUGUUGCUGGAUGAGAAGAAUAACAUCAGGAUAGCAGAUUUCGGCAUGGCAUCCCUGCAGGUGGGAGACAGUCUGCUGGAAACCAGCUGUGGAUCUCCUCAUUACGCGUGUCCUGAAGUCAUCCGGGGAGAGAAGUAUGACGGAAGGAAAGCAGACGUUUGGAGCUGUGGGGUCAUUCUGUUUGCUCUGUUGGUGGGGGCUCUGCCGUUUGACGAUGAUAAUUUAAGAAACUUGUUAGAAAAAGUCAAGCUGGGUGUCUUUCACAUGCCCCAUUUUAUCCCACCGGACUGCCAGAACCUUCUGCGAGGAAUGAUCGAGGUCGACGCCGGCAAUCGGUUAACGUUAGAGCUGAUCCAGAAGCACACCUGGUACAUAGGAGGGAAGAACGAGCCGGAGCCGGAGCAGCCGGUGCCCAGGAAGGUGGCGAUCCGCAGCGUCCCGUCAGCCGACGACAUCGACCCGGACGUCCUGGAGAGCAUGCACUCGCUGGGCUGCUUCCGGGACAAGAACAAGCUGAUGAAGGACCUGCUGUCGGACGAUAAGUAAGAUUAAAAAAAAUAACAGGAAAAGAGGAUCUACUUCCUUCUGUUGGAUCGUAAGGAGAGAUACCCCAGCCAUGAAGACCAGAACCUCCCUCCUCGCAACGAUAUAGAUCCCCCGCGGAAGCGCGUCGACUCACCCAUGCUGAACAGACACGGGAAGAGGAGGCCGGAGAGGAAGUCUAUGGAGGUGCUGAGCGUUACGGAUGGAGGUUCACCUGUACCGGCACGACGAGCCAUCGACAUGACACAACACGGACAAAGUCAAAGCACGUUCAGUAAAAGCUUGGAUAUCCCGGAUGCCAAACGCAAAGCAAAGAGCAAAGAGGAAAGGUCACGGUCCAUCAGCGGCGCGUCCUCUGGUCUCUCCACCAGCCCUCUCAGCAGCCCACGGCCUGUCCGAAAGUUCUGUGUCCCGCCUCAGUGCACUGAGCUGCUCUUGUCCCCCAGUUCUAGUAUCACUGACUCCCUAAAACCAAACUUGGAUCAAAACGAGUCAAAAAAACCCACUUCUAACUCUUUAACGCCAAACUCUAUAUCUGAGUCUCUCUUGCCCUGCCCAAAGACCCAAACUCUUCCAGCCAAACCCAAAGACAAACCCUUACAAUCCGCCCGAUCAAACCCCUUACCUGAAUCUGAGCCUGAACACAUUUCGACAGCCAAGUCAGAACCUUCGACUCCAUGUCAACCUCAAGCACCCUGUAUACCGGGAAGCCCACUGGUGCGGCGGGCAACCCCAGCCUCCAUCAUACCCCCUCAACUCUUGGUCUCCUUUAGGCCUGUUGCCCCUCUUUCCCCUAUCCGACUACACCACUUCCACCCUGUUCCCGGCUCUGACCACACCACCAAAUCUAUCCCCACCAUACAGGUGACCCCCCACCCCUCUCCAAGGGGCAGCCCUAUCCCCACCCCCAAAGGAACACCCGUGCACACGCCUAAGGACAGCCCCACGGGGACGCCGACCCCUACGCCACCCCCUAGCCCCUCCAUCGGGGGAAUGCCCUGGAAGACGCGCCUCAACUCCAUCAAGAACAGCUUCCUGGGCUCACCACGCUUUCACCGCAGGAAACUGCAAGUUCCCACUCAAGAGGAAAUGUCCAGCCUCACACCAGAGUCUUCCCCAGAACUUGCCAAAAAAUCUUGGUUUGGUAACUUCAUCAAUCUAGAGAAAGAGGAGCAGAUCUUCGUGGUUAUUAGGGACAAGCCACUGAGCUCUAUAAAAGCCGACAUCGUCCACGCCUUUCUCUCGAUUCCCAGCCUCAGUCACAGCGUUGUCUCACAGACGAGUUUUCGGGCCGAGUACAAAUCCACCGCUGGCCCCACCGUCUUCCAGAAGCCUGUUAAGUUCCAGGUCGACAUCACGUACACCGAGAGCACCGCGGCCACCAAGGAGAAUGGCAUUUAUUCAGUCACCUUCACUCUGCUCUCAGGUCCAAGCCGGCGUUUCAAACGGGUGGUAGAAACGAUUCAGGGGCAGUUGUUAAGCACACACAACCAGCCGGGAGUCCAGCAGCUGUCUGGCAGCCCAUUGAGUAACUUCUUUGACGUAAUUAAACAACUUUUUUCAGACGAGAAGAACGGUCAGGUGCCUCUUCCACCUGGCACGCCCAACAGACACCCACCUAACGCCUGUCGCCACGACCCUCAGCCUAGUGACUCUAAAUGCCCAGCGGGCAAUCCCAGGGACAAUGCCAAGCUGGUAGCAAACGUUGGGACACAGGAGCAGCCCUAAAACUUUACCAGUCAAGCUUUUCAAACGUACCUACAAAAGAACUCAAAAUGUACAUAAUCUUAGAGGUGAUGGAAUUUUUAUUUGGACAAACUUUUGUAUGAUGGAAUGACUGUUUAAAAACAAAUUCUGACACAAAUCCAGACACAUUUCCUCUUUCACUGUCUCUGCCAUGUCCUUGUGACAGUCCCCCUCCCGAACCCCUGUCGUUUCUACCCCAGAUAUUUUCUUGUCUUUACGUCUGUCUUCCCGUUUUCCUCACCUUUGUGACGGCUUGUCUUUGCUGCUAGGAAUUAUCCAGAAAACGUAUUAAAACUCCGCCCCCCCAAUUCCCUGCACAUCCUGAGAUGGACAGUUAUUGACAGACGGCACUUUUCAUGAUGAACAAGCAGGUUUCCAAGGAGAUGGACACUUCAUCCUUCAUCAUACUCUUUCCUUCCCGCUCUCCGCUCUCUCCGAGGACUAAAAUACAAACACCCACACUUGUUCCCACUCAACCUGUGUGCUCCCCUGCCAUCAUCUCAGCACACCAACCAGUUAAAUUGGUUGACCAGCCGGUGGGAACCGACUGCAAAAAAAAACUGGCUCUGUUCCAAAAUGUAGUGAGCUUCCUCAAGGUAUCUCACUUUGAUUAAGAGACCCUUAAUGCAAUGCAACAAACUUCAUAAAAAUCCAUUAAAGAUGACAGAGAGAGCACUUAAAUCAAUCUAAUAAAACUGAGGACUCAGUAUUUGUAUUUUAUGUGUUUUUAUGCACAUUAAAAUUUGGAGCUAUUAGCUUAGCAACAUGCUAAUGGCAAACUCUGCUGAAAUCAAUUAAGAAUCAAGUAUCCAGUGUGCACAGUGUAAGGAAUGCCAUUUGUAUGUCACAUGGAGUUGCUUCCUAUGAAGAGGGAAGUUGUUAAUUUAGCA